Schistosoma intercalatum is the source of this 3374-nucleotide messenger RNA. The record is from the annotation of a GenBank genome assembly. Lineage: Eukaryota; Metazoa; Platyhelminthes; Trematoda; Strigeidida; Schistosomatidae.
AUUGAGGAUGUUUCACACCAUUUAUCGCGCGUGCCCUGAAUUCGCAACAAAUAUGGGGCGACGUCGAGAUGACGAUCAUUCGCGUAACAGAAAACGUCGGUCGCGAUCUCGCUCCCGCUCUCGUUCUCCUGUUCUUCCUAGGAGGGCAUUUUCAUCUACUUUAGAAGGGUCCCUACCUUUAGCUGCUUCGUUGCCAACAUCUUCAUUAAUGGGUUCGUUACUAGCUGCUCAGGCAAAAGCAGCUGAAGAAGCGGCUGCCAAAGCCAAGGCAGAAACGUCUAAACCUGCAGUUGGUACUAUGACUGCUAUUGCGAAUGCAGCAGCUGAUAUGAUCAAAGCUGCUCGUAAUUCUGGUCAAGGUAUCGCAGGUAUGGAGGGUGCUCUUGUCAUUACUCCGAAUAUGGACAAAGAUAUUGAACAGCGUCGUCUUGAUCUUGAAAUGCAAAAGGUAGGAUUCAACUAACUAAUUCUGUUUUUUUUUUACUUACCACGAUAUCCCUUAAUUUACGACUUUAUGUUAUAGAGACGAGAACGAGUAGAAAGGUGGCGACGAGAGAGAAGGCUCAAACAAGAUAUUCUUGCAGCACAACAAAGACUUGCAGAGAGCACCAGAGGAACUACUAUUAAUAAGUGGAAUCUAGAGGAUGAUGAAGACGAAGAAGAUGCAAAUAAAAAGAAUGUUCAGAUGGAAAAAUCUACAGAAGAUGAUGACGUAGAUCCAUUGGAUGCUUAUAUGCAGGAGUUGAAUAACCAAGUUUCCGCUGGUCCUGAAACUACUAAAAAAGAUACUAAAAUUACUAAACAAUCUGAAAUUUCACUAAAGACUUCUAAAGAUACCGAUCACGCUUCUUCAGAUCCUUCAGUCAAACCUAAACAACAGUUAGUAAUUAAACGGAAAAGAAUUAUUGGGCGAGGUGAACUGAUGGAAAGUAACAUAGAUGAAUUAGAAUAUUCAUCUGAAGAAGAAGACACAACAAUUGAGGAUGCAUUGGCUCAGCUACAGAAAAAAGACAAACUUCAGCCUAUUGAUCAUUCCAAAAUUGAGUAUUUCCCCUUUCGCAAAAGUUUUUAUGUAGAAGUUCCAGAACUAGCAAAAAUGUCAAAGGAGGAUGUUAAAGCGUAUAGAGCUAGUUUAGAAAAUAUCCGCGUCCGUGGUAGAGAGUGCCCUAAACCCCUACGCAAUUGGGUCCAAGCAGGCAUUAGCUCUCGCCUUUUGGCUUGCCUAAAAAGGAAUAAUUUCGAUAAACCCACUCCAAUUCAGUGCCAGGCGUUACCCGUUAUAAUGUCUGGUCGCGAUAUGAUUGGUAUUGCCAAAACAGGAAGUGGGAAAACCCUAGCUUUUCUAGUACCGCUUAUGCGUCACCUGGAACAUCAAGCUCCUCUAAACCCUGGAGAUGGCCCAAUCGCCCUUCUACUGGCACCUACUCGGGAACUUGCACUACAAAUAUUUAAAGAAACAAAAAAGCUAUGUCAAGCCGCCGAUGCUCGCGCAGUUUGUGUCUAUGGUGGGACUGGUAUUAGUGAACAAAUUGCUGAACUUAAACGCGGAGCUGAAAUUAUUGUCUGUACACCUGGUCGGAUGAUCGAUAUGCUUGCUGCAAAUGGAGGUAGAGUAACCAAUUUACUUCGAUGCUCUUAUGUGGUUCUUGAUGAAGCAGAUCGUAUGUUCGAUCUAGGAUUUGAGCCUCAAGUUAUGCGAAUCAUCGAGAAUUGUCGUCCUGAUCGCCAAACUUUAAUGUUUUCAGCUACAUUUCCUAGACAAAUGGAAAUCCUUGCCCGUAAAGUGCUAACGCUUCCCAUAGAAAUCCAAAUCGGUGGACGAUCGGUGGUUUGUUCAGACGUGGAGCAGCAUGCGUUCAUCUUGUCAGAAGAAGAGAAAGUUUACAAAGUUCUUGAACUUCUAGGAAUUUACCAAGAAGAGGGUAGUGUCCUUGUAUUCGUAGAAAAACAAGAGAGUGCAGAUGAGUUAAUGCGUGUUCUUUUGAAGUAUGGUUAUCCAUGUCUUUCUCUUCAUGGUGGCAUUGAUCAAUACGAUCGCGAUUCUGUUAUAAUGGAUUUUAAGCGUGGCAAUAUUCGUCUUUUAAUAGCCACAUCAGUCGCUGCUCGUGGUCUUGAUGUCACAGAUUUGCUUUUAGUUAUCAAUUAUGACUGUCCAAAUCACUAUGAGGAUUAUGUUCAUCGUUGUGGGCGUACUGGACGUGCUGGUCGCAAAGGGUUUGCCUAUACUUUUCUCACUCCCGAUCAGGAGCGCAGUGCUGGUGAUGUUGUUCGAGCAUUCAAGCAGAGUGGCCAAAAACCACCAGAGGAACUAAUGAAUAUGUGGAAUGCUUACAAGAUACGAAUGGAACAUGAAGGAAAAAAGGUAUACGGUUCUUCAGGUUUCCGUGGUAAAGGAUUCAUGUUUGAUGAAGUGGAAGCUCAGCUGAAUAGUGAAAAACGGCGCCUGCAGAAAGCUGCUCUUGGUCUACAAGAUUCAGAUGACGAAGAUGGUGAUGGAAAUGUCGAUUGGGACUCGAAGAUUGAAGAUAUGUUGGCCACGAAAACAAAAAUUAAAGAUGUAUCAAAGAGUAAUGCAUCAGAAAGUGUAUCUGAAUCUGUUGAAGUUAGUGCCCAAGCUGGACAAGCAGUUGUGAACGCAGCCUUAGCACUUGCUCGACAGAAGGCUGCACAGUUAGGACUCGUCAAACACUUGACUUCUGGUACUCCGACUGUUCCACAACCAAGCGCUGUUUUGAAUACCACCACAGUCAGCGACCCUAAUGCUACUAUUGCGGCUGCGGUUGCUGCUGUCACGAUACCUGUGCCUCCAGCUCCCACAAGCCGUACGUUGGCUGAACAAGCUGCCGAACGCUUAAAUGCUAAACUUGGUUACACUAAACAAACACCAGGCGCUGGUGAUGAAGAGGGUGCUGGUGCUAACACGAAUUCGGGAAGUGACAUGGUUAGAAGAUACGAAGAAGAACUAGUUAUCAAUGACUUCCCACAAAACGUCAGGUGGCGUAUCACUGGUCGCGAAAUGCUCAAUCACCUUAGUGACUAUUGUGAUGUUGGCGUGUCUGUACGAGGAGUUUAUAUGCCACCUGCCAAAGCUAAGCAACAUAUACCCGAAGGUACAGAUGACAGACCACUGUAUUUGUGUAUUGAGGCUGUCAAUGAAAGACAAGUCGCUUUGGCUAAAAAAGAAAUUAUGCGUAUUAUCAAAGAAGAAUUAGUCAAAUUGCAAUCUGGCAAUUCAAUAAAUCGCGGACGCUACAAGGUUGUUUAAUUUAUCAUUUUAGUAUUUCCAUUUGAAUUGUUGUACAUAUUCUGACAGUAAUGAUAUCUACAUUAGCAAUCGCGAUUUAUUCUUAUAAAUAAAUGCUGUCUUGUCAUAU